GUGAGUGUCUGUUAUGUCAACAGGAAAGAUCAGGGUAAUAACAGUAUCAUGCAUUACUGAUUUUGCAUCAAAAUAUUUGUAACAAUUUAAUCAUGUAGUAGUAUGAUAUGCGAGGAUCAAACCACUUCAAGGGGUAGGUUGAUGGCAAUAUGAAUCUAGAUAAAUUACUAUAAAGAUAAUCUAUAUUUUUGUGUAAGGUGGGGGCAGUGAUAAACAUAAUUUAUUUGCCUUUAAGGACAGUUAAGAACCUAAAGUGCAUUAACGAUUCAGUACAACUCUUUUUAGUUUGUCCCAUACAAGUGGUCUUUCCCAUGAAUACGUCAUAACCAGGAAAAGUGGAAAGAGGUUUCGAGUACAAAUAUUACUUUAAUACUUUACAACCCUGCGUUUAAAAUGCGUCGUGGCGGAACUGGGGAGACGAAAGAUGCCAGUGAAGAAGUGCAAAAAAUAUGUGAUGAGAUAAAGUCACAUGUCGAGGAUAAAGCUGGGCGGACGUUUGACGUUUUCAUUGCCAAAUCGUAUAAAACACAAGUUGUUGCUGGAAGAAAUUUCUUCAUCAAGGUGCAUGUAGGUGGAGACGACUUUUUACAUCUACGUGUUUAUCAAACUCUGCCCUGUUAUGGACAAAAACUGGAGCUACACGGCCUGUUGACAUCCAAGACUCAUCAUGAUGCUAUUGAAUAUUUCGACCAUAACCUCUAGGAAGACACCCAGGCAUAAUAUUUCCUGCAAUUGAUCCAACAAACAUAUAAGUCUGUGUGUAACCAUGAGUAAAAGAUAAUGAAGAUUUUGUUUGUAUCUGCCGCCUUCCCGUGCUAUCAGUAAUUUAAUCAUUCCAACUUCUGAAGUCCUGAUUACGGCUAUUUUGGGGAUUUUCGCCUGGAUUUGGCCUACCCAAUUUCAAAAGUUUCCCAUACCCACAUGCAGAGGUGUACCUACAAAAGUUUAGUAUCAUUUUACAGGAAACCCUUUGAAAUUACAUAAAACACUGUUGAAAGUGCAGACAUGGUUGUAUGUGUUGUUGUAUGUGUUGUCAGUCCUCUAAUAAACACAAAAAAUAAA
Messenger RNA from Misgurnus anguillicaudatus (oriental weatherfish), 1062 nucleotides. Its product is annotated as cystatin-B. The record is from RefSeq and is a predicted model, not a curated record. Lineage: Eukaryota; Metazoa; Chordata; Actinopteri; Cypriniformes; Cobitidae. Gene Ontology annotation, cellular component: cytosol. Gene Ontology annotation, molecular function: cysteine-type endopeptidase inhibitor activity.